AUGUGGUGCGCGGCUGACUGCGUGACGAAGUGGAACUCCCCGGUGCUGAAGCAGCCUUCGUGCCCGCGGCCACCGUCCAGCUUCAUCGCAGACCGGAGAAAGGGCGCGGCGUCAGUGGGCAAGGCGACGAGAAGCCGCGGCGCCGCUCAGCCACAGGCCCGCACGACGCGUGAAGUGAUCGCCGUCUCUGUCGGCGGGGCUGGCAACUCUGUCGGAACCCAAUUUUGGGAGGACAUUUCGAUAGAACAUGGUAUCGACCCGACGGGCACGUACGCUGGAGGUUCGGAUCUCCAGCUCGAGUGCGUCGACGUGUACUACCGAGAGGAGGCGAGCGGACGCUACGCGCCGCGCGCCGUCAUCGUCGACCUGGAGCCUGGCACCAGGGACUCUGUCCUCGCGCGCCCCUACGGCGGGCUGUUUAGCCCGAGCAACUUUGUAUUCGGCCAGACGGGUUCAGGCAACAACUGGGCCAAGGGCCACUACACGGAGGGGGCUGAGCUCAUCGGCACCGUCCUCGACGUCAUACGCAAGGAGGCUGAAGCCAGCGACGCUCUCGAGGGCAUUCAACUGAAUCACGCCAUCGGAGGCGGCACCGGCGGCGGCUUGGGCACGCUCCUCAUCUCCAAGUUCCGUGAGGAGUUCGGAGAGCGCUUCGUGUGCACCUUUUCAAUCGCUCCCUCGCCCAAGGUGUCCGACACCGUCACUGAGCCGUACAACGCGGUCCUCUCCUUCAUUCAGCUCGUCGAGAACGUGGACGCAACCUUCAUGUUUGACGAACAGCGGCUCUACGACGUCUGCUUCCGCGCUCCGCUCAAUAUCACCGCUCCCACCUACCGUGACCUCAACCAGCUCACGAGCGGCGCCAUGGCAGGGAUCACCACUUGCGUCCGCUUCCCAACCGCGCUCAACUUUCGCGAUGUGGCCAACAGUCUGCUCACGAGCGAAAUGUUCCGCGAACGCAACAAGCUGGGCAGCUACCGCGACGCGCCCAACAGCAAGUACCUCGCCGCCGCGGGCUUCUUUCGUGGAGGCAUCUCGGCCGCGGAGCUGGACGAGCAGAUGCUCCGCGUGCGGAGCGCACACUCGAGCCGCAUCGUCAACUGGAUCCCAAACAACAUUCAGCACUCGCACUGCGAGAUCCCGGCCAGGGGACUCGUGGCCUCGGCCGGCUACGCAGUCAACUCGACGGGCAUUUCGACGAUGUUUGGGAGCCUCCUAGAGUACUACAGCUUGAUGUUGCGCCGCAGGAGCUUCCUGCACUGGUACACCGGCAACGGCAUGGAGGAGGCGGAGUUCGGCGAAGCCCAGGCGAACAUGAAUGACCUCAUCGGCGAGUACCUGCAGGCCCAGGACUCGGAGGGGCCACCCGCGGGGUGGAGGAGCCGGUGA
Messenger RNA from Emiliania huxleyi CCMP1516, 1389 nucleotides. RefSeq lists its product as hypothetical. Gene Ontology annotation, molecular function: GTPase activity; structural constituent of cytoskeleton; GTP binding. NCBI's taxonomy places the organism in Eukaryota, Haptophyta, Isochrysidales, Noelaerhabdaceae. The coding region runs from base 1 to 1389 and encodes 462 amino acids. The record is from RefSeq and is a predicted model, not a curated record. The transcript has 3 exons. Gene Ontology annotation, cellular component: cytoplasm; microtubule. Gene Ontology annotation, biological process: microtubule cytoskeleton organization; mitotic cell cycle.